Molecule: messenger RNA, 859 nt
Organism: Pisolithus orientalis
Lineage: Eukaryota; Fungi; Basidiomycota; Agaricomycetes; Boletales; Pisolithaceae
Exons: 6
Coding region: 280-738 (152 amino acids)
Source: RefSeq, a predicted model, not a curated record
CUUUACAGUUAGUGACCUUGGAGUUGGAAUGAUACACACGGGAAGCCAUAUCCACAUAUCUCAAGUGACCUGCGGCAAAAAUCUCGCCAGUGGUGUAGUAAAUACUGAGAGCCUAGGUGAGCAAGCGUUGCACCCUAACUUUGUUGCCAUUGCCAAGAACACUGAGCCUACCCGUACCAGACUAUUUGUAAUACCGUUAAGGUUGGACCCCUUGGCGGGGCUUCGUACGUCACAGAACGUUGGUAUUUAUUGAAAACCUCGAGUACAUCCAUCCAUGAUAUGUCUGGUGUUUUCGAGAUUACCCCCGAGUUCAUUUAUGAUGUAUCUUUGCAACGGGCAGCCACAGCAGCCGGGUAUACGCUGCUGGUGUAUGACUACUUCCUGACCCUUAGUGACGAGGUUGAAUGCAUAUGGCAUGCACCCUGGACACCAGUCAAGUUCGUUUAUUUGGCGAACCGCUAUAUUGUACUCUUGGGGCAAACCGUUAUUUGCAUCCAGGCAACUGGCAUCAUGGCAGCUGUCGCUGGCGGCUGCGAUGGUUACGCAAUAUUCCUUACGAUAUAUAAUAUGCUCGCUCUCGAGACUGUGCACGUCCUAGUUGUUUUACGCGCGAGGGCUAUCUGGGAAGGGGAUCGGCGUGUCUUGCAGUCCGUCGUAAUGGCAUAUAUUGUGGCUCUCGCAUCCAUCGUCGCAGCGGUUGCCCAAAAGGAACAUUUCGAUUUCUCAAACUGUAAGUAAUCGGCCGUUGUUUGUAGAUCGGCAACCGAGGCACGCUGUUGCACAGUUGACCCCUCUGUCACGACUGUGUGUUACCAACCCGUACCAGGUAAACAUCAUAUAGGACGUCUGUGAUUGUGCU